Molecule: messenger RNA, 708 nt
Organism: Adineta steineri
Lineage: Eukaryota; Metazoa; Rotifera; Eurotatoria; Adinetida; Adinetidae
Source: the annotation of a GenBank genome assembly
AUGUCACAAUUAUAUUCAAAUCGUCAAUUAAUAUUUUCUGAUGAUAAUAAUGAUAAAGAAUCAAUUUCCGUUAUUAUAUUAGAGACAUUUGAUACAUCUUCAUCAUAUGGCCUUUAUCUAUGGCCAUGUUCACCUAUACUCGCUCAAUUUAUAUGGUACAAUCGAAAUGAUUUUAUCGGUAAAAAUAUCUUAGAGAUUGGUGCAGGAACAUCAUUACCUGGCUUAGUUGCAGCUAAAAUUGGUGCUCAAAAUGUUGUAUUAUGUGAUAAUCCAAAAAUAGAUCAAUGGUUAUCAUUAAUAAAUGAAACACUAAAAAUGAAUAGUAUGAUAGCUGAUCGUAUUCGUAUUGAAUCGUUGAAUUGGUAUGAUGAAAAAAGUAUUGAUACACUUAUUAAAAAAUAUUUUCCUUCCAAUAUUGAUAUUAUAAUUGGUUCAGAUAUUUUCUUUCAUAAAAAAGAUUUUGAAACAAUUAUUGCAUUACUUGAUAAAUUAUUUCUUAAUGAAAAUGCAUCUAUAAAAUUUAUUGGUACUAUAGAACGACGAAGUCGAAGUACAAUGUUAAAACUGAAUCAUCUUAUCGGUAUAUGGAAUAUGAAAUUGGAAAUAAUCCCACUUAGCUAUUUCAAUGGCGAAACAAUUUAUCCAAAUAUUGUAGCCGGACAUGACAUUCUUCUUUUUUUUAUUAUGAAAGAUAACAUAAAAGAAUGA